UAGUAAUUAGUUCUCCAUCCACUACAAGAAUCACCUUAUCUCUCCAUUCACCAAAUCCACCUUAUAUCUCCAAUCUCCAAUUCGCUUCCAAGAGGGAUCGAACCCGGGUUACUUCACUUAAGUGAGGACCCGGUGGCCAGUGGGCUAAGCCCCCUGGUUUUUGAGCAAAUCAUUCAAUAUCGUGGACAAAUCAGAAUGACUAUAUAUAUACGGUCCAACGUUUUUUGUCAGGUUAAAAUUGUGAUGGCACUCCACGAUGAAAUAAGUCCGGCUAGGCAACGGCCGUUGAUGAUCCUUACUACGUUCCAAAACCUUUUAAGAAUGGUGCGUAUGGUCCCUCUGUUCAAGAAUUUGACUACAACAUCUAGCAUAUUUGUAUCGAGGGCGUGGUUUGGAGCUGCUUCAAAUUUAUUCACCUGCAUCCUUGCCUCUCAUGUGAUUGGAUCCUUCUGGUACCUAAGCUCGGUUGAGCGAACGUACAGAUGUUGGCGCAUCGCAUGCGAUAUUAAUCAGUGCAAUUUUGAUGAUUUGUAUUGUGGGCAAUCAAGCAUCUAUAAUUCCUUUCUUAUUUCAUCACCUUGCUCGCCUCUUGAGCCCAGUAAAUCAGACUUUGACUAUGGCAUUUUCGUUCAUGCUAUUAGCAUUCAACUUUGCCAAAACUUUUUCAGAAGAUUCUUCCAUUGCUUCAUUUGGGGGCUUAGGAAUCUGAGUUCCUUGGGACAAAACCUCGAAACGAGCAGCGCUGUGGGAGAGAAUCUUUUCGUAGUUGUCAUCUCUGUCAGUGGCUUGAUUCUGUUUUCCUUUCUUGCCGGCAACAUACAGAGGUAUUUGCACUCCGUGACUGUCAGGGAAGACGAGAUGUCGGUGAAAAUACGCGAGCAAGAGCAAUGGAUGUCGCGCUGCAUGCUCCCUCCGGCUCUGAGGGCGCGUGUAAGGCAGCACGAGCGAUUCAAAUGGCUAAAGAAUCGAGGGGUCGAUGAACAAUCUUUCAUCCGCGGUUUCCCAAAGGACUUGAAAAGGGACAUCAAGCGCCAUCAAUGCCUGAGUUUCCUCACCAGAGUGCCAAUGUUUGCAAAGUUGGACGAAACGCAGUUGGAUGCGUUGUGCUGUCGCCUGAAGCCCGUGCUCUACGCUGCAGGCAGCCAUGUUUUUUGCGAGGGGAAUCCUGUUGAUGAAUUGCUCUUCAUAAAGAAGGGGUUUUUGACAAUGGCUUCAAAUUCUGUUGGAACAAUUGUUGUCAAGGCCGGCGAGCUGUGCGGGGAGGAGCUGCUGGCGUGGGCUCUCGACCCCAACUCCUCGUCGUCCAGCCUUCCCAUCUCCACAACGACGUUGCAAGCCAUCAAUGAUGUGGAGGCCUAUUGCCUAAUGCCGGAUGAUUUGAAAUGCGUUUUAUCCCAACUCAGAAGCGAAGAGCAGCUGCAUCACAUCAUUAGAUACAGUUCCCAGCAGUGGAGGUCAUGGGGUGCCUGCAUCAUACAAGCAGCGUGGCGACGCUACUACUGGAGGAAGAUGAAGAGCUCCCUCAAACAAGCAGAAGCUCAAAUGCAAGCUGUUUCCUUUCCCAGAUUACUGCCUCAGAAGCCAGGCGAGUACGAUCUCGAGAUAGUUCGAAGAAAUUGAGGAUGUCAAGAUACUAUGUGGUAGAAUAUAGAUGAUUCUUUCCUUUCAGGGCUUGAAAGGGGUAUCACAUUAUAUGAAACUCAAGAAGAUAGUGCAUUUUCUCACAACAUAUUGCUUUUAGUUUACUAUGUUGUGGAAUGUGGUUGUUGGAGGAUGAAUAUGCCUUACUACUUCUCUUACACUCAUUUUCCAUCCAAUUUUCUUGAAUGAAUGUGUAGCUUCAAGCAGGCUCAUAAGCUCAUAUUGUAGCCUUAAAUGAAAAAUGCAACAUCAUUUAUUUUUCAGAAUUA
Messenger RNA from Salvia miltiorrhiza (redroot sage), 1910 nucleotides. RefSeq names its product cyclic nucleotide-gated ion channel 1-like. The record is from RefSeq and is a predicted model, not a curated record. Bases 196 to 1620 code for a protein of 474 amino acids. Gene Ontology annotation, molecular function: monoatomic ion channel activity. Gene Ontology annotation, cellular component: membrane. Lineage: Eukaryota; Viridiplantae; Streptophyta; Magnoliopsida; Lamiales; Lamiaceae. The transcript is spliced from 5 exons. Gene Ontology annotation, biological process: transmembrane transport; monoatomic ion transport.